AUGUUCAUGUGGAUGAAUAACCGUGAGUACGGGGUUGCUGUCGGGAGCGGACAUGGGGGAGCUGGAGAUGAUGGGGUUCGCCCUAUGGAGCCUGAAUGUGCCAGCCAACACCUGCAGCACCGAAAACUAUGGCUCCAAAACCAUAGAGUGCUCCAGCGAUGGUGCCGCCCUCCAGUGAAUCUGGCCGAGUUCACCUUCGAUGAUAGCAGGGGAAUGGACUUCUAUGACAUCAAUCUCGUUGAUGGCUACAAUGUGCCGAUACUGGUGGCAUCAAUCGUGAUUGGCUGUGAGGGGAAAAGGAGCCAAUUAAAACUUACAAAAUACUUUGCCUACGAUAGAAUGAGUCUACCUAAUAAUUUCUCGUGCAAAAGCGCAUGCGACGCAUUCGGGUCGCUGCAGUACUGCUACAGUGGCGCCUACGGGAACCCCAACACAUGCAAGCCUUUGUCAUAUUCUCAGUUCUUCAAGAACGCCUGCCCUCGCGUGUACAGCUACGCCUACGACGAUGCCUCCUCUACCUUCACCUACCACAAUGCCAAUUACCUCAUCACCUUCUGCCCCAGCACUACCAGGUUACAAUUUGGAAAUCGUAAGAUAAUUUUUGAAGCAUCGGGUGUUGUAGAUUGUUAUAUUUACCAAAUUUUUCUGACAACUACCAACUGGUUACUUCAGUUAAUUGAUUGUUUAUGUGUUAACAGUGAAUUUAAAGCAUAAAAUGCCCAUCGACUGUGUUCAAUAUUUGUGUCAUGAUAAGAUUGGAUGGUCACCGACUGUUUUGUCGUCUAGUUUGAGGCAUGCCUUUUUCACUUGAAUGGAAUGUGCUUGUGUUGAAGUUGUCUAUUGUAGGUUGGAUCAUUCUUUUUCCCAUUCCUACUGGUUGAGAAUGCAAGAUAAGACUGUUUUCAUUUAACAUGGUGUCUAUUGUAGGUUGGAUCAUUCUUUUUCCCAUUCCUACUGGUUGAGAAUGCAAGAUAAGACUGUUUUCAUUUAACAUGGUGAUUUUAGCUUUCAACUUGAUGUUAUGACCCAAAUCUUUUUGUUUCUGAGUGCCACCAGCCUGGCUUAUCCAAUUUCUUACAUCACAUGUGGUAUUGUUCAUGCAGGGAAGGGACAAGGAUUGCAUUUUAUUAUCUUUUGUACGAUCUAGUGAAAACUAGCAAAUUUUGAUACUACAUUGACAAUGCUAAAUGAGGGUACUUGUAAAAGAAAACUAGCAAGAUUAUCUUUUUGUUGUCACGUGUAAAUUUUGAUCAUAUUGUAAAUGCUGAUGCUGCUAAAAUCUGUUUACAUCUUGAUUUCUCACUUAAAUGCAAGUGUCAUGCACAUAUUCUGUUAUGAUGUCCAUUUCUGUGCUUAUUUGACAUGCUUGGAGGUUGCUGUGAUUCUUUUUGUGGAAUAGAAAAAGCUGAUCAUGGUCGGGUCCUGCAAAACCCUCUCAAGAGUUCCGUUGCUGAGGCUACUGAUAGAGAAGGUGGACGGGCAAGAUGGCAUUAUUCAAAUAUCAGGUAAAGAUGUCCAUCACUUGAAGGUGCUGAAGAAGUGCUCCCAGAUGACUGUAUCGUAAUCCAUGUAUCUGCAAAAAAAA
Elaeis guineensis (African oil palm) is the source of this 1585-nucleotide messenger RNA. The record is from RefSeq and is a predicted model, not a curated record. NCBI's taxonomy places the organism in Eukaryota, Viridiplantae, Streptophyta, Magnoliopsida, Arecales, Arecaceae.